Molecule: messenger RNA, 613 nt
Organism: Alligator mississippiensis (American alligator)
Lineage: Eukaryota; Metazoa; Chordata; Crocodylia; Alligatoridae
Product: C-type lectin domain family 4 member A
Exons: 3
Coding region: 175-459 (94 amino acids)
Source: RefSeq, a predicted model, not a curated record
GAAGCUUCUGUAAAGCUCAGGCUGGUUUCUCAGGGUUUUCAGCUCCCAGUGGGGUCUCCCACACGCCCGAUAGGAAGGACUCUAUUAGUGGCCACAGUCACCCCUGGCUCCAGGGGAUGGAGUGGUCUACCCUGAAUGUGACAGGACUGUAAGGGAUCUGCAGACAGGCUCUGAAUGGCGUCCGAGAUCACCUACGCAGAGGUGAAGUUCAAGGACCCAUUACCUUCUGAAGAGGCCAAAGCACCGAAAGAGAAGAGUCCACCUCAACAUGAACCCUGCAAACCACCCCAGUGGCUCCUGUGGUUGAUCUCGGGGCUGUUGCUGUUGCUGUGUGUUGUUCUCCUUGUUGUCUUCUUUGUGGUUCCCCAUCAGCAGAACUGUGGAGAGCACAAAGCCUUACCUCAGAAUAUCUCUGAGUGGCUCUGUGCCGUGCGGAUAGCUGAAGAAAAAGGUCAGUGACACUGUAGGAGAGGGGAAUUACCGCAGCAUCAGAAGCAAGGCUGAGACCUGUUGCACACCCGGAGUGAGACUGACAGCAAACAGCUAUAGGGGCUGCAGAGACAAUGUUGUGAGAUGAAUAAACAAGGAGGUCUCUUGAGCUGACCAAAUGAAG